Molecule: messenger RNA, 916 nt
Organism: Anopheles funestus (African malaria mosquito)
Lineage: Eukaryota; Metazoa; Arthropoda; Insecta; Diptera; Culicidae
Gene: amrt
Product: TM2 domain-containing protein CG11103
Exons: 2
Coding region: 79-630 (183 amino acids)
Source: RefSeq, a predicted model, not a curated record
UUGUUCCCGUAUUUACAUUUGGUUACAUUUUAGCUGUAUACAAACACCGAACGCUCAUCCAUUUGGUUUCGACUGGAAAUGUUAAUUUUGCUGCUGUUUUCUGCCGUGUUUAUCGUCGAAACUGCACAAAUUACCAAAGAUAAGGAUGCUGCCGUGUCGAACCAAUCGGCCACAUUCAAUCCGCUAAGCCCGCUGGUAAAAUGUUCGUUCCUGCCGCUGGAGUUUAUGGACUGCGAUGAGCCGAUCAACCUGAAAGGGAACCGAACUGCCCGGGAUGCAGGUGCUAACGGGUGCGUAAAGUUUGGCGGUGUCUACUACGACGAGGUGGAAGUAACGAAGGUGAACUGUAUCGUGUUUGAAAACAUCGAAUGCUACGGAGCACGGGAGUUUCUGCGCGAUGGAUUCCCGUGCGUUAAGUACACGGAUCACUACUUCGUCACGACGCUGCUGUACAGUAUUUUGCUCGGAUUUCUCGGCAUGGAUCGCUUCUGCCUCGGUCAGACGGGUACCGCCGUUGGGAAGCUGCUGACACUGGGCGGUGUCGGAAUCUGGUGGAUCGUGGACAUUGUGCUACUGAUCACCAACAAUCUACUUCCCGAGGAUGGUAGCAAUUGGAAUACGAAGGUGUGAUAGCAAGAUUGCGAUAAAGACAUUUGUUGUUCGGAUGGUAUCUUUUGGCACGCAGAUCGAAUUAAUAAACCGAUGUAAGAUAUAGAGACAUUUGUAUUUUUUCUUAACAUAAACAAUGAAAAUGGUUUAUCAAACAAAUAAAGGACACGCUAGCGUUUGCUUCCUGGAGCAAACAGUCGCUUCGAAGCGAAUAAAUAGAGAGUUCGCGAAUCAAUUGUAGAUAUUGGACAAGAGUUAUACAAUAAAAAUAAAAAAUCUAUGACAUUUUGCCAUUUUUUAGAAUUCA